AUGUCAAGGUCAUAUGGUGAGCAGCCUCCUCCACCUCCGCCACCACAAGAAUUUGUAAUACAGGGCGGCGAAGCAAGCACUUACUCCCCCCACGGCUCGAUUGGUGCAGUGGUCGGUGUGCUAGUAAUGGUUGUAAUCCUCGCCGUAGUUGCUGUUGUAAUCGGACGGCUCUGUUCCGGCAAGACUAUCAUGGGCUACGGCCAUUUCGAUAUGGAGAGCUGGGCUGAGACCAAAUGCUCAUCUUGCAUUGAUGGAAGGAUCAGUAUCUCACUUUCCAGACCCAAUGUGUCAACAACAACACCACCAGCUCAACCAUCUGAGCAAUCUGAAGCUCAAACAUCAGCACCUUCUGCAAAUACUUAA
Messenger RNA from Argentina anserina (silverweed cinquefoil), 363 nucleotides. RefSeq lists its product as uncharacterized. The coding region runs from base 1 to 363 and encodes 120 amino acids. The transcript has a single exon. The record is from RefSeq and is a predicted model, not a curated record. Lineage: Eukaryota; Viridiplantae; Streptophyta; Magnoliopsida; Rosales; Rosaceae.